AUGAAGGUCUCCACACUCGUCUCCUUCUUCCGUCCAUCUGCCGCCGUGCUCGUCCUGCUGUCGCUGCUUCUGAUUGGCUGGACCGAGCAUGUGACAGCGGUCCCUGUGGCCCGGUCGCUUAGUGCGCCACUGCAAGACAGCGCCACAUGGGAUGCUAUCCAGAAUUUGUCACAACAUGCUCAGAGUAUGCAGUCGGAGGAACACACCAACAUCCGACUGAUCCCCAGAGUCAACGUCAGCCAGGACCAGGUGAAGAUCUGCUGCCUCCACGCCAACAUCCUGGACUACUACCUGAGCAACGUCCUGCAUCAAAGUGACAUCGAACAUCCCAGCAUGCACCUGCUGAAGACCAACCUGGCCCGAGUCAGCGAGGACCUGAAGAGGCACGGCUGCAGUGUGACUCACUACCACAACCAUCACCACGCUGUGGAGUUUCGCAGAAAGCUCAAGGAGAUGGACGGCGAUCAAGGCAUAAUCAAAGCAGUGGGAGAGAUCGACAUCCUGUUCAGCUACCUGCAGGACUUCUGCAUCGAGAGGAAAAACUAA
Molecule: messenger RNA, 546 nt
Organism: Scomber japonicus (chub mackerel)
Lineage: Eukaryota; Metazoa; Chordata; Actinopteri; Scombriformes; Scombridae
Gene: il22
Product: interleukin 22
Exons: 5
Coding region: 1-546 (181 amino acids)
Cellular component (GO): extracellular region
Source: RefSeq, a predicted model, not a curated record